GGACCUGUCUGGUGAUACACCCUCGGUGUAGGACUGCUCAUAAAACGCCAACUCCGUGUUUAUAUACAUUCAUGGGACCUUCAAAUCCCUGACUUUCAGUAGAGAAAGAAGAUAAGCCUCGGGUUUGUAUAUCUCGUAGGUAAUUUGCCCCAGUCAAGAGUCAAAAUCUAUCUGUAAUCACUGUUUCUAUAUUUUGUUUGGGUUUUUUUUUUUUUUAAUUUGUUUGUUUGGGCACUUGGAGAGCGAGAUUCAGAUCUGAAAAAUCGUUAGGUGUGGGGUCAGGUUUUGUUGGUGAGAAGCUUUCAUUUCUCUCUACUUUCCGUGUUAUUCAAGAAUUCUCUGUUCUCCCUCUCUCUUCAGUGGGAAUUCAAGACGAAACUGAUAGCAAUGGCCAAGGAAGCCUCAAAUGGAGACAAUCAUGCAGCUACAAAACCACCUCCAACCCCAUCUCCUUUAAGAAAUUCCAAAUUCUUUCAGUCCAAUUUGAGAAUUUUGGUCACUGGAGGAGCUGGAUUCAUUGGUUCUCACCUUGUGGACAAGUUGAUGGAAAAUGAAAAGAAUGAGGUGAUUGUUGCGGAUAAUUACUUCACUGGCUCAAAGGACAACCUAAAGAAGUGGAUUGGCCAUCCAAGAUUCGAGCUUAUUCGUCAUGAUGUCACUGAGCCAUUGCUAGUAGAGGUUGAUCAAAUAUAUCAUCUUGCUUGCCCUGCUUCUCCAAUCUUCUACAAAUACAACCCCGUGAAGACAAUAAAAACAAAUGUGAUCGGUACAUUGAAUAUGCUGGGACUCGCAAAGCGAGUGGGAGCAAGGAUUUUACUUACAUCAACCUCAGAGGUGUAUGGAGAUCCCCUUGUGCAUCCCCAGGAGGAAAGUUAUUGGGGAAAUGUAAACCCAAUUGGAGUGAGGAGUUGUUACGACGAGGGAAAGCGUGUAGCUGAAACUUUGAUGUUUGAUUAUCAUAGGCAGCAUGGGAUUGAGAUUCGGAUUGCUAGGAUCUUUAACACGUAUGGGCCCCGCAUGAAUAUUGAUGAUGGGCGUGUUGUCAGCAAUUUCAUAGCUCAAGCAAUCCGUGGUGAGCCCCUGACUGUUCAAGCGCCAGGAACCCAAACACGGAGUUUCUGUUAUGUCUCUGACAUGGUUGAUGGCCUUAUUCGACUAAUGCAAGGAGAGAACACUGGGCCCAUCAAUAUAGGGAACCCAGGUGAAUUUACAAUGACUGAACUUGCGGAGACCGUCAAAGAGCUUAUCAAUCCUGAUGUGGAGAUCUCAAUGGUGGAGAACACACCAGAUGAUCCUCGCCAGCGAAAGCCAAAUAUCACAAAGGCUAAGGAGCUGCUAGGAUGGGAACCAAAGAUCAAGCUGCGUGAUGGACUUCCCCUCAUGGAGGAGGAUUUCCGGACGAGGCUUGGAGUCCCCCCUAAGAAAUGAAAACUCCCAGUAUGGUAGGGAAGGAACUGCUAGAAUGCGGGCGCAUUUGUUACCUGGUGAUAAGAGCAAUAGGAGCAUUUGAGAAAUUAUUGACAUCUGGCUUUCUUCCGCAUAAUAUUAUUUGCUCUCUAUUUUCAUAUAUAUAGAAUAAAAUGGCAUUGAGCCCCUUAGUGCGUAGCCUAGUUUGUUGAAGAACCUCUAUUUGUGGAUUUGGACGGUUUUUGAUUUGAUAUUCAGAAGAAACUUUCUAGUCUGAGGUAUCUUGCGUACCUUUGCUUUUUCAGUUUAUAUUGGUUAGAAUGCGGAGCUUAUUGCUUCUUUGGC
Molecule: messenger RNA, 1752 nt
Organism: Juglans regia (Persian walnut)
Lineage: Eukaryota; Viridiplantae; Streptophyta; Magnoliopsida; Fagales; Juglandaceae
Product: UDP-glucuronic acid decarboxylase 6
Exons: 13
Coding region: 388-1428 (346 amino acids)
Biological process (GO): D-xylose metabolic process
Cellular component (GO): cytoplasm
Molecular function (GO): NAD+ binding; UDP-glucuronate decarboxylase activity
Source: RefSeq, a predicted model, not a curated record